Biomphalaria glabrata is the source of this 2362-nucleotide messenger RNA. RefSeq lists its product as uncharacterized. Lineage: Eukaryota; Metazoa; Mollusca; Gastropoda; Planorbidae. Bases 97 to 2097 code for a protein of 666 amino acids. The transcript has 17 exons. The record is from RefSeq and is a predicted model, not a curated record.
UACUUCCCGCUCGAGGCGCAGUUACAAUAGAUUUGUUCUCGUAAAUCUAAUUACAUUUUCAGACAUUAGUUUAUUAUUAUUAUUUCUGUUUAUAAAAUGAUCCUAGAUCGCAUUGAAGUUGACAUUAUGUCAUCAGCCUCAGUUCUUGUGAGAGUCAAUACAAAUAUUGUAAUAAUAUCGGUAUAUUUGCAUGUUCUAUUUACCUCAGUCAAUAGUCUGUCACACAUUGGCAAAAUCUUCUACCUGACGUUUCCAAACAUCGGCGUGACUAGCGAAGUGAAAGGAACUGGAGUCUCCCUGUACUUCUACACCACGACCCAGCACGGCAUUGAGGUCAACGUUUCGAGGCUCAGCCUCCUGCAGGACUCGAACUGGAAAGACUUUAGUUUUGUUGUACUAAGCAGAAGAUUGAGGACGAAACAGAUCAAAAUCAAGUAUUCAAAAACUUUCAACGAAACUUACACUGACAGCGCCUUGUUUAAGUUUGAGAGCCACCACGAGUUCAGUCUGUCUGUGAUCAUUGUAUGUGGCCGUCAGAAAAUCGCAUCAUUCCAGGCGGUGCCUUUUGACUCCUGGGGUCAGUCUUACAUCGCAUUUACCCUCAGUUCUGAGCAGUUUCUGUACGUCGUGAGCAGCGAGUGGGCUCAUACAGUCUCAUUCAUCUCGAGAUCAACAGAGAUCAACUGGGACAGCAAAGGCAGCAACGUGAGCCUACGUCUAGAGAACAAGAUGAUUGUAGACGACUCCGAUGAAACCAAAUCAAACAGAAAGUCAUUCUGUGCUGACAAUAGCAAUAAUACUCAAAGUUUAAAAGGCACUAAAAUACAAUGUUCAGACCCUUUGGGUAUUGUUCUCAGCAACUGUCCGAGAAUGUCAGACUGUGGUUCACCUGGCAACAGUGGCAGCCUCAAAGGUCUAGCUUUAGAGAUGUUACUGCCCACCACCUUCUUUGGGCGGGAAUUUUUCACCAUCUCCACGAAUAAGCUGACAGCGCCAGGUGUUCUACUUCUGCAGUCCCAUCUCCCCAACACCACUCUCUGUGUCAGCAUAGAACGUAGAGGUUGCGUUGACAUUUACUCUAUUGAUGAGCCUGGGGCAGGUCUCUACAUUGAAACUCUGCCCGGGUCCAGGAAAAUCAAAAGUGACCAAUCUAUUCAGGUGAUGUACAUUAUGAGGCCACCUUGUCCACCUGACCACGAUCUGUUGGGGGACUUGUCCGUUACUCUCUUAAUUCCAACAAACUUUUUUUAUACAGAGUAUGUGUGGAGUACAGUCAUUUGGAUGUCCCUGUGGCAUUACGUCAUUGUACUCAUCCAGAACGCCCACAUUGCCAAUCUGACGUUGAACAAGGAGAAUUUAAGCAUUAAUUGGACUCGAGUCAUAGGCGACGCAAAGUGGAGCUCAGGCGAGAAACAAGUUACCAAAGGGCCUCAAUAUUUGACCGCAGGUGACAGCAAACGCUUCGGUUGUUACGCUUAUGGAAUCGGAUACCGUGUGGGCUACAUACAUGCUCCAGGGUAUGACAAUUCGGCAAAAGGGUCGUACGUAUCCACUACAGAUCAAUCUGUGGAUUAUGGCAAUGGUGGUCUUAAUACCAGCAGAAAUGAUAGUGGAGAGAUAGUACAAGUACAAAACUCUACUAAAGAAUUUUAUAAUUGUCUCCCUUAUUCUUGGGGGAGAUCGUGUCAGAAGAACUGUAGACAUUGCCAGGAUAGUUGUCGUGCGGAGGAUGGAGUUUGUCAGAAGUGCAAACCAGGUUUUAAAAACCCCAAAAGAGGCUGCCCUGAUGAAUGUGGCAUCAAUUACUUCGGACCAAAUUGCAGCCUCAGUUGUUUACUGAAGUGUGGCAUUGACUGUGAUGAACGAGUCAAAGGCACCUGUCCAGUGCCCGACUAUAAUUACCAUUACUUAUUGUUUGUCGCCUUAGGAAUCUGUCUUCUGGCCGGCUGGACUACAUUUAAUUUCAGCAAGAGGAAGACGUUAGAGAGAAGUAAAACCAAUCUUGCCAAAAUCGAAGAGGACGUGCAGGAGGACGUAGAAACGCUUGUCAUACAAGGAGGACACAGCUACUCCUCCUUCUACGGCUCGUACAUCUGAGUUGGGACACUUGGAUCGAAGGACAGCACCUCGUUCAUAGGUCGUUGUGCUGGCCACACGACACCCUGCUCGUGAAGCGUUGGCCAUACAAACAGAUGACCCUAACAUCAUCUGCCCCAAAGAUCGCAAGAUCAGAAAGGGGGGAACUUUUUUGUUUUGACUUCGUUAGUAGAAAAUUGUGGAAGCUUAUACAGUAGUUGUAGGACUCAAUGUUUAAAUCUUGUAGAUUCUAGAAUAUCAAAGUGAUUAAACUAUACGAACUGUA